Salvelinus fontinalis (brook trout) is the source of this 2682-nucleotide messenger RNA. Its product is annotated as peptidyl-prolyl cis-trans isomerase G-like. The record is from RefSeq and is a predicted model, not a curated record. The transcript is spliced from 7 exons. NCBI's taxonomy places the organism in Eukaryota, Metazoa, Chordata, Actinopteri, Salmoniformes, Salmonidae. The coding region runs from base 1 to 2682 and encodes 893 amino acids.
AUGGGAAGGAGAAGGACCGCAGUCUGGAAGGACAAUCUAUCUCGCAGGAAGGACAAUCUAUCUCGCAGGAAGGACAAUCAAUCUCGCAGGAAGGACAAUCUAUCUCGCAGGAAGGACAAUCUAUCUCGCAGGAAGGAAAUUCAAUCUCGCAGGAAGGACAAUCAAUCUCGCAGGAAGAACAAUCUAUCUCGCAGGAAGGACAAUCAAUCUCGCAGGAAGGACAAUCAAUCUCGCAGGAAGGACAAUCUAUCUCGCAGGAAGGACAAUCUAUCUCGCAGGAAGGACAAUCAAUCUCGCAGGAAGGACAAUCAAUCUCGCAGGAAGGACAAUCUAUCUCGCAGGAAGGACAAUCUAUCUCGCAGGAAGGACACACAAUCUCGCAGGAAGAACAAUCAAUCUCGCAGGAAGGACAAUCAAUCUCGCAGGAAAAACAAUCAAUCUCGCAGGAAGGACAAUCAAUCUCGCAGAAAGGACAAUCUAUCUCGCAGGAAGAACAAUCUAUCUCGCAGGAAGGACAAUCUAUCUGCCAGGAAGGACAAUCUAUCUCGCAGGACGGACAAUCUAUCUCGCAGGAAGGACAAUCAAUCUCGCAGGAAGGACAAUCUAUCUCGCAGGAAGGACAAUAUAUCUCGCAGGAAGGACAAUCUAUCUCGCAGGAAGGACAAUCUAUCUCGCAGUAAGGACAAUCAAUCUCGCAGGAAGGACAAUAUAUCUCGCAGGAAGGACAAUCUAUCUCGCAGGAAGGACAAUCUAUCUCGCAGGAAGGACAAUCUAUCUUGCAGUAAGGACAAUAUAUCUCGCAGGAAGGACAAUCUAUCUCGCAGGAAGGACAAUCUAUCUCGCAGGAAGGACAAUCUAUAUCGCAGGAAGGACAAUCAAUCUCGCAGGAAGGACAAUCAAUCUCGCAGGAUGGACAAUCUAUCUCGCAGGGAGAACAAUCAAUCUCACAGGAAGGACACUCAAUCUCGCAGGAAGGACAAUCAAUCUCGCAGGAAGAACAAUCAAUCUCGCAGGAAGGACAAUCUAUCUGGCAGGAAGGACAAUCUAUCUGGCAGGAAGGACAAUCUAUCUAGCAGGAAGGACAAUCUAUCUCGCAGGAAGGAAAAUCUAUCUUGCAGGAAGGACAAUCUAUCUCGCAGGAAGAACAAUCAAUCUCGCAGGAAGGACAAUCUAUCUCGCAGGAAGGACAAUCAAUCUCGCAGGAAGGACAAUCAAUCUCGCAGGAAGGACAAUCUAUCUCGCAGGAAGGACAAUCUAUCUCGCAGGAAGGACAAUCAAUUUCGCAGGAAGGACAAUCAAUCUCGCAGGAAAGACAAUCUAUCUCGCAGGAAGGACAAUCUAUCUCGCAGGAUGGACAAUCUAUCUCGCAGGAAGAACAAUCAAUCUCACAGGAAGGACACUCAAUCUCGCAGGAAGGACAAUCAAUCUCGCAGGAAGAACAAUCAAUCUCGCAGGAAGGACAAUCAAUCUCACAGGAAGGACAAUCAAUCUCGCAGGAAGGACAAUCUAUCUCGCAGGAAGGACAAUCUAUCUAGCAGGAAGGACAAUCUAUCUCGCAGGAAGGACAAUCUAUCUCGCAGGAAGGAAAAUCUAUCUCGCAGGAAGGACAAUCAAUCUCGCAGGAAGGACAAUCAAUCUCGCAGGAAGGACAAUCUAUCUCACAGGAAGGACAAUCUAUCUCACAGGAAGGACAAUCUAUCUCGCAGGAAGGACAAUCUGUCUCGCAGGAAGAACAAUCAAUCUCGCAGGAAGGACAAUCAAUCUCGCAGGAAGGACAAUCAAUCUCACAGGAAGAACAAUCAAUCUCGCAGGAAGGACAAUCAAUCUCACAGGAAGGACAAUCUAUCUCACAGGAAGGACAAUCUAUCUCACAGGAAGAGCGGGGACCCUCGCCACCGACUCCGGACAGCGGGCCCCAGACAGGAGGGCGACUCUGGCAGCUCCAGACAGGGGAGUGACUCUGGCAACUCCGGACAGGGGAGCGACUCUGGCAACUCCGGACAGGGGAGCGACUCUGGCAGCUCCGGACAGGAGGGCGACCCUGGCAGCUCUGGACAGGAGGGCGACUCUGACCUGUCAACGUCCACCUUGCCCUCUAUGGAAGUAACCCGCCAAGAGGCAGCAGAGAUUCCUCAGGAACCAGAGCAGGAGGAGGUGCUCCCGGAGGUAGCUACGCCCAGCCUGAAGGAGGUGGAGGACGCCGUGCAGGAGGCCUCGGAGUCGGGGGUCGAGGAGGUGCUGAAGGAGCUGUUAGAGAGGGUGGUGGAGGCCGCCAUGGGGGAGGUGCUGAAGGAGGCACAAGGGGAGGUGAAGGAGGACCUGGUUGAAAUGGAGGUUGGAGGAGAAGGGGAGGCCACUGAAGCUGUGUCUGUAGAGGAGGAGGCGGGGGGAGAGGAGGUGCUGGGAGAGACAGCAGCUGAGUCUGAGGAGGAGAGUAUAGCAGAGGAGGUGGAAGAUCAACUAGUGGAGGCCCCUGUUUUUCCCCUCACUGGGGGAGAGGUUGUGGAGGAAACUACCCUCCCAGAAGAGGAGGAGGAGGAAAUUACCCCCCCAGAAGAGGAGGAGGAGGAAACUACCCUCCCAGAAGAGGAGGAGGAGGAAACUACCCUCCCAGAAGGGAAGGAGGAAACUACCCUCCCAGAAGAGGAGAAGUGCUGCUGGACCCAGGUGAGAGCUCCAUGA